Gilbertella persicaria is the source of this 1740-nucleotide messenger RNA. RefSeq names its product major facilitator superfamily domain-containing protein. The transcript has 4 exons. NCBI's taxonomy places the organism in Eukaryota, Fungi, Mucoromycota, Mucoromycetes, Mucorales, Choanephoraceae. Gene Ontology annotation, molecular function: transmembrane transporter activity. Gene Ontology annotation, biological process: transmembrane transport. The coding region runs from base 31 to 1494 and encodes 487 amino acids. The record is from RefSeq and is a predicted model, not a curated record.
CUUUUUACCUUCUUUUUCGUAUUUCAUACCAUGAGCAAGCAACAAGAUACGGCAUCGACAAAAGAGGAGAUUGUUGCUACUCCUAGAUCUUCCGGAACUUAUGAAGAACUUAAUGGAAUGACAUUGACACCCAAUCAUCCACAGCACAAUGGUUUAGAAAAAAUAGGCACCACAAAGACAGAACAUUAUGAUGUAGAAAACGGUGGUCUACACCCUGUAGAGCCUCAGGCUACAAAUGCCACUAUUGCAAGCAUUGUCCAGUUACCAGAUGAUGCGUUUUAUAACGGUAUCCCUGAUGGCGGUUAUGGCUGGGUUGUUGCUGUUGUAGGGUUCUUAAUAAACUUUAUUAUGUUUGGUGUUGCUUCAAUUUGGGGUGUCUUUUCAAAUGCAUUAGCUACAUCAACACUUAAAGACAAAGCAACAACAGUCCAGCUUAUGGGUGUAGGCUCGGUGCUUAUUGUCUGUCUCAAUAUCUUUUCCCCUGCUAGUCCAUUGUUAGCUUCUCGCUUUGGUGUCCGUCCUACCAUGAUGAUUGGGACACUCUUGCUAUCACUUGGUCUUAUCUUGGCUGGGUUUAGUACAGAGGUAUGGCAUCUUUAUCUUACUCAAGGUGUUCUUUUUGGUAUCGGAUCUUCUUUGACAUACAUGUCUAUUGUAGCUGUUAUUCCUCAAUGGUUUACUACUAGAAGAGGUAUGGCAAUGGGCAUCAGUUCUUGUGGCUCUGGUUUUGGUGGUUUAGCUUUGAGUCCCAUGGUUAGUUCUCUGAUUGAGAAAUAUGGUAUUCCUUGGGCUUAUCGUAUUGUUGGUUUGAUGGCUUUUGGUAUCUGUAUGGUUGGCUCCUUGUUGAUCCGCACACGUUUGCCUCCUGGACAAGACAAACAGCCUACUCGCUCACCCAUCAAACCUUCUAUGCUUAAGAACUUUGACUUUGUCAUCUUGUUGCAUGGCCUUGUUAUUUCAUUAACAGGUUACUUGAUUCCUCUCUUCUACUUACCAAAGUAUAGCGCAAGCUUUGGGAUUAGCAGAGCUGAUUCUUCCAACAUUGUUGGUGUAGCCUGUGCCUUGAAUGCAAUUGGUCGCCUUGUUAUUGGUUACUUUGCUGAUCGUGUGGGCCGCUUAAACAUGUAUAUUCUUUCUUGUUUCUGUGCCGGUAUUUUCUGUAUGGCCCUCUGGCCUUUCGCAAAUACUUAUGGCACCCUCAUGGCAUUUGCUGUCCUCUUUGGUUUCUUUUGUGGUAUUUACUAUGCACUUGCACCUCCUAUCACCGCUGCCAUUGUGGGUCCUGAAAAUAUUUCUUCCGGUCUUUCAAUCUUGUUUAUUGCAAGUGCUAUUGCUGGCACAGGACCACCUAUUGCCUCAGCCAUUCAGCAAAGCACCCCAAAUGCUGGAUACAUUGGUGUACAAAUGUUUUCUGGUACUGUGUAUAUUUUUGGUGGCUUGAUUUGUGUAUUCUUAAAGUUGAAAUUGACGAAAUCGCUCUUCUCUGUCCUCUAAGCUAUACCUCUUUUCCUUUUUUUCUUUCUUUUUCAUCAUGAUACAUAUCCCUUCUACAUAUACAUAUAUACAUAAUUAUUUAUACAUUUACUCAUAGACAUACAUUUAGACGCAUAACCUUUAUAAUUGUAUUCAGAAAUAAAUACUGUAUUUCUGCCGUCAAUUGGUCGCUGUUUAGAUUUUAAUUGGUCACUUCCUGAAAUAAAUCAAUAAUGUCUUCUGUUCAGUGGGAGUUAGAUAGCUUCU